ACCCUGUCAGUCGGGUCGGCAGUCGUGCAAGUUUCUGCAUCUGCAUGUUCACCCGUAUUGAUAAAGAUUUUUAUAAUGGUGAGGGGCCGCCGGAACCCGAACCAGACCCUGUGCUUGAUUAUUUAGGACCCACAGUGAUUAAUAUUCUUUACGCGCAAUGUUUUGUUAUCUUAGCCUUCAUUCUGUUCUGGUAAUCUCUUUAGUUAGUUCCUAUGUUGCCGCUUCCGAAACUAUCUUGAAAUGGCCGACUGUGGGCAUUUCAAUUCUUGUGCGGAACAAAGCCCACACUCUACCUUAUUUCCUAAGUUGUUUGUAUAAUUUGGAUUACCCCAAGGACCGCAUCUACAUCUGGAUAAGCAGUGAUCACAAUGAGGAUGAUAGCGAUAAGAUUCUUGACAAAUGGGUCGAGCAGUAUGGUCUAGAAUACAAUGGCAUACAUCUAUCUUUGAACAGCUCCACCUCAGGAAAAUUGUUUCCUGAUGAGGUGCGCUCCACUCAUUGGAGUGAACAACGCUUUGCACACGUUAUAGACCUAAGAGAAGAAGCACUGGACUACAUGCGGAAGAUAUGGGCGGAUUACAUAUUUAUGCUUGAUGCCGACGUGUUUCUUACCAACAAGGAUACGCUUAAAAUUCUGGUGAAAAAAGACCUCACCAUUGUAGCUCCUAUGCUCAUCUCAGACGGCAGCUACUCAAACUUUUGGUGCGGUAUGUCGGAUGAUUUCUAUUACAAGCGCACGGAGGACUACACGCCGAUCUUGGAGCGGGCCACGCAGGGGUGCUUCGCCGUGCCGAUGGUGCACUCGGCGCUGCUGGUGCACCUCGAGGCCCAGGCGUCCGACGCGCUCUCCUACCGCCCCGCCCGCUACGACGGUCCGCUUGAUGACAUCAUCGCGUUCGCGGUCAACGCCAACAACCACAGCAUCGCCAUGCACAUCUGCAACGACCACGAGUACGGGUUCGUGCCGGUUCCAGCGUCGGACACCGACGACGCCGACGACGAGCGCGAGCUGACGGUCAACGUGAAGCUGCUGGCCCUAGGGCGCCACUCGCCGCUGCCGCUGGAUCCUCUGCUGGCAAGCUUCGUGCGCCGCCCGCCGCCGGCCCGGCUCGGCUGCUGCGAAAUAUUCAUGAUCAACCUGGAGCGCCGUCCCGAGCGACGCCGCCUUAUGGAGCUCAGCUUCAAGGAGCUCGGAAUGGACGUCACGCUGAUCAAGGCUGUCGAUGGAAGGACCCUGGACAUGAACGACCUGCGCAAGCACAAGAUCAAGCUCAUGCCGGGCUACGAAGACCCCUACCACAAACGGCCCAUGAAGGCGGGUGAGAUCGGGUGCUUUUUGAGCCACUACAUGAUUUGGAACCAGGUGGUGUCGGAGCAGUUGGAGGUGGCGUUGGUGCUCGAGGACGAUAUCCACUUCGUCGCGCACUUCCGCCAGCGGUUCGCGCUGCUCAUGGAGGAGCUAAAGACGGUUGAUUGGGAUCUGGUUUACAUCGGGCGCAAGAUCCUGCAGAACGGCGAGGAGUCGUACGUGACGCAGCACACGACGCGGCCGCGCUACUCGUACUGGACGCUUGGCUACCUGCUCAGCCGGCGCGGCGCCGCCAAGCUGCUGGCCGCGCAGCCGCUGGCGCGCGUGCUGCCCGUGGACGAGUUCCUGCCCAUCAUGUUCGACCAGCACCCCAAGUGA
Messenger RNA from Ostrinia nubilalis (European corn borer), 1687 nucleotides. It is a transcript of the gene Cap-d3, whose product is annotated as glycosyltransferase 25 family member. Gene Ontology annotation, molecular function: procollagen galactosyltransferase activity. Bases 158 to 1687 code for a protein of 509 amino acids. The transcript is spliced from 9 exons. NCBI's taxonomy places the organism in Eukaryota, Metazoa, Arthropoda, Insecta, Lepidoptera, Crambidae. The record is from RefSeq and is a predicted model, not a curated record.